Esox lucius (northern pike) is the source of this 2005-nucleotide messenger RNA. RefSeq names its product tubulin beta-4B chain. The transcript is spliced from 4 exons. The coding region runs from base 116 to 1450 and encodes 444 amino acids. Gene Ontology annotation, cellular component: cytoplasm; microtubule. Gene Ontology annotation, molecular function: GTPase activity; structural constituent of cytoskeleton; GTP binding. The record is from RefSeq and is a predicted model, not a curated record. Gene Ontology annotation, biological process: microtubule cytoskeleton organization; mitotic cell cycle. Lineage: Eukaryota; Metazoa; Chordata; Actinopteri; Esociformes; Esocidae.
AGGUAAGGCGGUUCCGUCAGACAGUCAGCUGGUGAAGAAGAGUAUAGAAGCGUCCUCGUAGCCGGAUCGUUCCACCGUUGAAUCCUUACAGCCAACGCCCAACAAUCCAUCCAAAAUGCGCGAAAUAGUGCAUCUGCAAGCCGGACAAUGCGGAAACCAGAUCGGAGCGAAGUUCUGGGAGGUGAUCAGUGAUGAACAUGGCAUCGACCCAACUGGCACCUACCAUGGAGACAGCGACCUGCAGCUAGACAGGAUCAAUGUAUAUUAUAAUGAAGCCUCCGGUGGGAAAUAUGUCCCUCGUGCCAUUCUGGUGGAUCUGGAGCCAGGCACCAUGGACUCUGUCAGGUCAGGCCCGUUCGGACAGAUCUUCAGGCCAGACAACUUUGUCUUUGGCCAGAGUGGAGCUGGAAACAACUGGGCCAAGGGCCACUACACUGAGGGGGCCGAGCUGGUAGACUCAGUCAUGGAUGUUGUGAGGAAGGAGGCUGAGAGCUGUGACUGCCUGCAGGGCUUCCAGCUCACUCACUCCCUGGGUGGGGGAACGGGCUCUGGCAUGGGCACUCUUCUGAUCAGUAAGAUAAGAGAGGAGUACCCCGACCGCAUCAUGAACACCUUCAGUGUGGUUCCCUCUCCUAAAGUGUCCGACACGGUGGUAGAGCCUUACAACGCCACCCUCUCUGUCCACCAGCUGGUAGAAAACACAGACGAGACCUUCUGUAUCGACAAUGAGGCCCUCUAUGACAUCUGCUUCCGCACGCUCAAACUGACCACGCCCACCUACGGAGACCUCAACCACCUGGUGUCGGCCACCAUGAGCGGGGUCACCACCUGCCUUCGUUUCCCCGGCCAGCUCAACGCCGACCUCCGCAAACUGGCUGUCAACAUGGUGCCCUUCCCCCGUCUGCACUUCUUCAUGCCUGGCUUUGCCCCCCUCACCAGCAGGGGAAGCCAACAGUACCGUGCCCUGUCCGUGCCCGAGCUCACCCAGCAGAUGUUCGACUCCAAGAACAUGAUGGCAGCCUGCGACCCUCGUCACGGGCGGUACCUCACCGUUGCCGCCAUCUUCCGUGGUCGCAUGUCCAUGAAGGAGGUGGACGAGCAGAUGCUCAAUGUCCAGAACAAGAACAGCAGCUACUUCGUUGAAUGGAUCCCAAACAACGUGAAGACAGCAGUCUGCGACAUCCCACCCCGCGGCCUCAAGAUGUCCGCCACCUUCAUCGGCAACAGCACAGCUAUCCAGGAGCUGUUCAAGCGCAUCUCUGAGCAGUUCACCGCCAUGUUUCGCCGUAAGGCCUUCCUCCACUGGUACACCGGAGAGGGUAUGGAUGAGAUGGAGUUCACCGAGGCGGAGAGCAACAUGAACGACCUGGUAUCUGAGUACCAACAAUACCAGGAUGCCACGGCUGAAGAGGGCGAGUUUGAAGAGGAGGGAGAAGAGGAAGCUGCCUAAACCAUCCAGUCACUCCGCUGCCCAACAGUCUUUCACUCCCCGCCGUCCUGUCCCCAAAGCACAACUUGAUGGAUUUGAGUUCAUUUUAAUGAGAAGGAAACUCAGAUCUAGGAAAAUUAUUGUAAUGUGCUCAGCAUCUCUUCAGACGUCCCCUUCAGCCUAAUGAGGAAGUCCAGUGUAUCCUGUAAGGUCUUUAGUGCUGCAUCAAGUUCAUCUUAGAAGUCAGAGGGUAUUCUAACAUGACGUUUCUUAUGAAAACAGCAGUCUGUAACUAUUAGGUAUAAUUAUGUUAAUAAAUUAACAUUAUGUUCCAUGCCAGGUGUGUUGAGUUACUAAAAUAACCCUUUUAAUAACUAAGACAAUGUGAAAUAUUUCAAUACGUUUUUCUCUGUAAAUGCACUUACAUCCAUCAACACUACAUGUACAACCAGUAGUUUAAACACUAGCCCAUUCUAAUGCCUAAAUCACACUACACGGUAUUGUGCAUUUCUCAGCUUUAUUUCUGUGGUGAAAUGGCAGUGAACACUAUAAAAUCAACUUUACCAAGUCAGCGAA